AUGAUCCCUGCUCCUCAGGCACUCCAGGUCUCAUUAACAUCUUCGUCUUCCAGCCACAGGAAUGCACAGGGUUCGCCCAAGGACUGCAGUGAGAUCCCUGCUGGCAGCCCCAGCGGCAUCUACGUCAUCCAGCCCCCAGGGCUGCACCCCAUCGUGGUGUACUGCGAAAUGAACGCAACGGACGGGGGCUGGACGGUCAUCCAGAGGAACCGGCAGAGCACGGAGAUCACCUGGGCUGAGUCCUGGAGCACCUACAAGUACGGCUUUGGGAACGUGCACAGUGAGUUCUGGCUGGGCACUGAGUACAUCUAUCAGAUCGCCAAGCAGAAGGUCUACCGGGUCAGGUUUGUCAUCUGGGAUGCCGCAAAUGACACAAAGUUUGCAGACUACAACAUUUUCAGCCUGGAAGAUGAGUCCCACGGCUACCGGCUGAGGCUGGGAACAUACUCGGGGACAGCAGGGGAUGCCAUGGCCACAAGCAGUGCUUCCACCGUGCAUGACAACAUGAAGUUCUCCACCAAAGAUCUGGAUCAGGACACUUACAGUGGGAACUGUGCCUCCAGCUACGGGGGCGGGUGGUGGUACUCGGCGUGUUACUCUGCCCGGUUGAACGUCAAGGGGGCCCUAACGUGGGGCAGCCUGUGCAGUGGGAACUGCAAAGCUUCUGCCAUCCUCAUCAAACCCCUUACCUGCUAGGGCUUCGCUGCUGCCUGCCUGCAUCAGGCACGUGGCCAGACCAGUGCCCUGCCGGGCCUCUCUUUGCUGGGGGCAGCGGGGCGGGUGGCAGCAGGGCAUCCUGGGCUGCCGGCAGGUUUUUCUUGCACCUCUUUUGCAAGGCUCCUCCACCUCCCUUGCUGGGUUCUUCCCCUUUGAGCUGUUAUUUUAAUUGCAUUAUAAUCAGACUAACA
This is a messenger RNA of Falco peregrinus (peregrine falcon), 908 nucleotides long. RefSeq names its product fibrinogen-like protein 1-like protein. NCBI's taxonomy places the organism in Eukaryota, Metazoa, Chordata, Aves, Falconiformes, Falconidae. The transcript has 2 exons. The record is from RefSeq and is a predicted model, not a curated record. Bases 1 to 696 code for a protein of 231 amino acids.